CGGAAAUUUAAAAAUUGACAAUUUAAUUAAAGAAACACAUGGAAAUAAUAUUCGAUAUAGAUUAGAAUGGAUCCCAUAUAAGAUUUUACGGUUGCUCGAAAAGUUGCAGAGGGUGGAUUUAGCAUUGUAUACAUCGCUAAAUGGACAAAAGGAAGAAUUACGAGUUACUCCAGAGGAAAGCUUAAUCGGAAAGGUUCUAUGGAGAUUAUAUUAA
Molecule: messenger RNA, 214 nt
Organism: Acaulospora morrowiae
Lineage: Eukaryota; Fungi; Glomeromycota; Glomeromycetes; Diversisporales; Acaulosporaceae
Source: the annotation of a GenBank genome assembly